UUUAAAAUAAUGGACAGCACGACAGGAAUUAGUCGGAAGAUGUUGAUUUGUCAAUUAGUAUCAGCUUUUAUUUCUGAUCUACCGCUUUUACUUUGUGGACUGGGAAAUUCGGAAGAGUUCAAUCGAGAAAGCAAUCUGACUGAGAUCUUCAGGGCCAUACCCUUGCCAACUCGAUGCUUUUAUAAAGACAUCUUGGAUUUUUAUAUUGAAAUUUAUGCGCUGCAAGUUCUUCAAAUAAUUGCACUGGUCAUGGCCAACCUUGGGUGCGACUGCUAUUUCUUUGGGAUAGGAAUGAAUCUAGUGAGUCAAAUCCGACGUUUUGCGAAUGAUCUAGAAAGAUUUGAACCGCAGAGUGAUGAAUUGAAGAAUCAACAGACUCUAAGAGUUAUGAUCAGACAACACACUCAUCUGAUACAAAUGGCUGCUCAUCUGGAAGAGAUCUUCAGUUUUGUAAUUGCACUUCAAGUUCUGGCAAGUGUCUAUCAAAUUUCCAGUGCAGGUGUUCAGGUGUUGUUGAGCAUUCGUUGGAGUGAUCCAGCAACAGCGAUGAGUUAUUCCAUCUACGUCUGUAUCUUUCUGAUGCAAUUAGCGAUAUACAAUUAUGCGGGCGAGUGCUUGUCCUCCAGCAUCAGCUCUUUACAAAGAUCUUUGUACCAGUGUUCUUGGUAUCACCUGUCACCAAAAGCAAGUCGAGAUUUCCUGUUCAUCAUGACACGAUGUGGCAAGCGCUUUCACUUGACAGCUGGAAGAAUUAUUCCCAUGAAUCUCGAGAGUUACAAGAGUAUCAUUAAGACAUUGGGAUCGUAUUUUUCGGUCAUGCAAGCGAUUCUGCAUCCUUCAGGUAACGAUUAUGAAUCUUUGAUAUGUCAUUCCGAUGUUCUCACUGGUGAAAUCUUCCAGCUCACCAUGAUGAUCAGCAUAGCUGGUGAAAUGCAUCUCGACUGUGCUGCAGUCAGCGAUAGAAUCCAGAACAUCUCUCUCUUCUCAUGUGCUUUGAUGACAAUUGUCAAAGUGAUCAUCAUCCGGACCAAUAAUUCCAAAAUGCUCGACGUUAUAUUGUCUGCAAUGGAUGAUUGGUCAAACACGCAAACAGCAUCUGAAGAGAACGAAAUGCUCAGCUGUGCCAAAUUGGGAAGAACGAUUUGUCUCUUUCAGAUGAUUGCUUCCUACAUCACGACGGUACCCAUCAUCUUGGGCGGUUUUGCUGUGAGUGCUGCUGUCAAUACGUCCAAUUCCACCGAUCCAGUCAUCAACUACUUGCCACUAGGUACUGUCUGUCUAUUUGGAGAAAUGUCUUCGGGUUUUUACACUGUUCUAUAUAUCACCCAAAGCAUUCAAUUGCUGACGACCUGCACCGGAAAUAUUGGAUGCAAUUGCUUUUUUUUUGGUCUCACAAUGCACUUGAGUGGACAGGUUCAAAAGCUGACUGAUGACAUGGAAGUAUUUGGGAAGAAUGGUGAGGACACUGAUCGUCAUGGUCAGUUCGUCUCCCUCGUGAAGCGGCAGAAUCAUUUGUUGGAACUUGCUCAGAAUUUGGAGGCCACCUUCAACGUCAUCAUUCUGGUGGAAUUGUCUGCGCUUACUUAUGAGAUUUGCCUGAUUGAUUGUCUAUUGAAUAUCUGCAUUUCAGACAAUGAUUCAGUUGUUAUUAAACAAUUAAUUGUAAUAUUAGCUCUGCAAAUGGUCGUCAACCUCAGGAUGGGAAACACCGUUGUCAUCAUCAACAGCAUCAUCAUGCUUCAGAUUCUGCAUUUGCAAUUGUUUCUGUACAGUUACGCCGGGGAACGGCUGUCUUCAGGAUUUGAAAAUCUGGGAUCAGCUAUUUACAACUGUCAAUGGUGUGACUUGCCAUGUAAGAUCACCAAAGAGUUUGUACUCGUGAUGAUGCGGAGUUACAAGACAUUUACGCUGACAGCAGGAAAAAUUUGCGUUAUGAAUCUUGAGAGCUUCAAGAAUAUUGUCAAAGCCGUUGGAUCGUACUUCUCUGUUCUUUUAGCAAUGUUCGAUUAGUAAAUGAUUUUGUUGUCUACUUCAUGUCAGAGUUUGUAUUGAUUUUGGACCCAAGUC
Messenger RNA from Fopius arisanus, 2067 nucleotides. RefSeq lists its product as uncharacterized. Gene Ontology annotation, biological process: sensory perception of smell; detection of chemical stimulus involved in sensory perception of smell. The transcript is spliced from 4 exons. Gene Ontology annotation, cellular component: plasma membrane. NCBI's taxonomy places the organism in Eukaryota, Metazoa, Arthropoda, Insecta, Hymenoptera, Braconidae. Bases 10 to 2010 code for a protein of 666 amino acids. The record is from RefSeq and is a predicted model, not a curated record. Gene Ontology annotation, molecular function: olfactory receptor activity; odorant binding.